This is a messenger RNA of Magnolia sinica, 1502 nucleotides long. RefSeq lists its product as uncharacterized. Bases 117 to 752 code for a protein of 211 amino acids. The record is from RefSeq and is a predicted model, not a curated record. The transcript is spliced from 5 exons. NCBI's taxonomy places the organism in Eukaryota, Viridiplantae, Streptophyta, Magnoliopsida, Magnoliales, Magnoliaceae.
CAUAAGCGCGAGCCGUUGGUUUCGAUGCACUCAUGGGUUCACGAUAAGACCGUGAACCCCAAGCGCAGGUUAUAUAUUAUCCGUCCAAAGAGAAUAAUACGAAUAAAAAAUCCAGCAUGCAAGGAGCUUCGUUGCUCAACUCCUCUGUUCUUCUUCCUUCAAAGCAUACUUCUCUUAUUUUUCCUCUCUCCCUUUCAAAUUCUACUAUAUCUUUUCCCUCCAAAACCCUAAAAUCCCCAAAACCCCUCAAAACCCUAGCUAAUGUUUCUGCGGACCAGCUGACUACAACAUCUCCUCUCCCUGCAUCUUCUUCUUCGAUCGAUUCCGCUUCGGAUGUCGUCCGAAAGUUCUAUGAUGGAAUCAACGGCCGCGAUCUCGCCUCCGUCGAUUUUCUCAUCGCAGAAAACUGCGUAUACGAGGACCUGAUCUUCUCUCGACCAUUCGUCGGACGCAAGGCAAUUCUCGAGUUUUUCCAGAAGUUCAUAGAUUCCAUCAGUGCAGACCUGCAAUUUGCUAUUGAUGACAUAUCUAGCGAAGAUUCAUUGGCUGUUGGGGUUACGUGGCACUUGGACUGGAAGGGAAGGCCUUUUCCAUUUAGCAAGGGAUGCAGCUUUUAUCGCCUGGAGGUGGUUAAUGGGAAGAGACAGAUAAUUUAUGGACGAGACAGUGUGGAACCUGCUAUUAAGCCUGGGGAGUUGGCUUUGGUGAUUUUGAGAGCUAAGGAGAAAAGGAUGCUUAAAGCAUGGAUUUAAUGCUCAAAGAAUUGUCAAGAGAAAGAUUGGAUCUAUGGAGGUCAAGAUUGGAGAAUUCAAGAGUCCAAGAUCCAAGGAAACCAAGUGAGGAAGGACGAAAACUGAGUCAAAGUGCAGAAAUCAAUCCUUCGAUGACAUCGAAGACACCUUUGAUGCCAUCAAAGAAAGUGUUGAUGCCAUCGAAGCCAUUUCGAUCCCAUCGCAAAAAUCAUGAAAAAUAUGAUUUUCUUGCUGGACAUAUUUGUGCACUUUUCGAUGCCAUCGAAGCCAAUUUCUAUCUCAUCGAAGGAGGUUCGAUGACAUCAAGAAAAUAUGCAAUUUUGAAAGUUCGUUGCCGGACAGUUUCCUGAUUUCACCCGGACUCUUCGAUGGGAGCUUGAUGCCAUCAAAGCUGCGAUAAUUGCGUAAAAUCAAGUCGGUUUUGAAGACAGUGCGAAUCAAGCCUGUAUAAAGGGAUGUUUUAGGAGUUUUUAAGUACGAAUUAGGGUAGAAGGGGUAGAGUAAGGAGUUGUGGUGUUUUAAGGAAUCCUCUAUCCACUUCAAUCCUUCGGUUCUAGUUAGUUUUAUGUUUUUCUAUUUGAGUUUUAGUUCAUUCAAGUCUAUGCUUGGCUAAUCUCUAAGCGAGAGCUAAGAGGUGAAGCUUGUAGUUCUUCUUAAUGUUUAUUUUACUUUGAUUUAAGUUAUUUGGCUUAUGUGUCGAACAAUUCAUAGAUAUUUGAUUUGAAUGAAGAAGUGUUUCUAGUUUACUUU